AUGAAAUUCAUUGAUGAGUUGGAUAUCGAAAGAUUAAACCAAACGCUUAAUUUUGAAACCAACGAUUGCAUAAUAUCAGGAGGUUGUGACAUUUUUACCACAAAGGCUGUUGCUUCAGAUAGAAAACUUUACAAGACUAUUGAAGACCACCUUGAUGUUCUAUUGAAAGAAAAUGAGCAAUUCAAUUCUCUCCAUUCGAAAGACCCUAGAGAUUCUAAAGAAACAUCUCCGGUAGAAUCCAAAGAUUCUACAGAAGAAGCUGCUAAUAUAAAUUCUUUCUGGGUCCAAAAAAGAAGAAUAUCUGUAUCUACUGACCAUCAUCAUCAUAUGCAUCACAAUCAAGUGUCUAAUAAAUUGAACCAACAGAAUUUAAAAGAACUUAUAGAUAAUACUUCUCAAAGUAAGCCUCAAAGGAAUACUUCAAACGGUGAUCAAGCAUACUUAAGUUCAUCAUCGGGAGAAACCUCAACAAAGCAAGUGAAUAACAAAUCUACUCCUACUGAUAAGAAAGUUAGUAAGAAGAAACAAAAUCAAAAGACAAGAAGACAUUCUUCAUUGAAUGAUGCACCUCCAAAUAUUAGUUUAGGCCCAUUCGGGCCUAUUAAUGAAGCUUCUUCAAGAAAGACAUUUGCCUACCUGAUAGCCAUCUUAAACGCAUCCUAUCCUGAUCAUGAUUUUUCAUUGAUUGAACCUACUGAUUUUAUUCAAUCAAAUUUAAUCACCUUGAAAUCAAAAUUCGAAAAUUCUUUGAUUUCUAUGGGGAAUAAUACUACAAUCCAACAGCAAUUAAAUAAUAACAUUAAUAUGUGGGAAAUAUUGAAUAAUCAUAUGGAUUUAAAUGAUUGUCUCAUAUACAAUUAUAAUCCAAAGGAAAAAUCGUUCUUAGAUGAUGAACCUGGUAAUCUCUGGAACCAAUUCUGGUUCCUCUUUAAUAAAAAGAGGAAAAGAGUUUUAUUCUUGUAUUUGAUUUGCUCUAGAAUUAAUAGGGAUUUACAUUCAAAUAAUCCUUCUUCCUCUUCGCUAUUCCCAUUUCAUUCAAAUAAUUUCCGUGCAUUAAAAAAUGAUGCAGAGGGAUUACUGAUAUUAGACGAUCAUAACCGUAGGAAAGAUCUGUACGAAGGGGAAUAUGAUUUAACUACAGAAGAUGCAAAUGACUUUGCUAUAGCUGAUGACGAUAUUGAUGUAGAUAUCGAUGAUGAUGAUUCAGAUUUUGAUCCACUCAAUAAUUAG
This is a messenger RNA of Henningerozyma blattae CBS 6284, 1230 nucleotides long. Its product is annotated as RNA polymerase III-inhibiting protein MAF1. Gene Ontology annotation, molecular function: RNA polymerase III core binding. The record is from RefSeq and is a predicted model, not a curated record. Gene Ontology annotation, cellular component: nucleus. The coding region runs from base 1 to 1230 and encodes 409 amino acids. NCBI's taxonomy places the organism in Eukaryota, Fungi, Ascomycota, Saccharomycetes, Saccharomycetales, Saccharomycetaceae. The transcript has a single exon. Gene Ontology annotation, biological process: negative regulation of transcription by RNA polymerase III.